AUUUAAUUUCAUUUCCCUAUCAUCAUGAUUAUUGUCUUUAACUUUAUACUAUAGUUUAAAAGUCUUCAUCGAUUAAUAAUAAAACGCAUUACGAGUAUUUACGAGCGUAAGGAUGUUAGUUUGUGUUUGCCUUAAGUUUAUUUUCUAAUUGUACAUUUGAAAUAAUUUAUGAAUCCAGUUUUGGCCAAGUAGUUUCACUUUUUAUUUAUGUAAUCUAACCAGUGUCCACAUACUAAACCUUGUCCAGUUUUAUUUUUAAUAAAAUUUGAAUCUCUAUGUGAAAUACUUUUGUGUGCAUCCAGUAAAAAAAAAAUGUUUUACUAUAAGGGAUUAAUGAUCUGUGUGCCUUUGUAUAUUGCUGGGACACUCAUACUUGGUACUACAAUAUCGGUGGCAAUAUUAGUGUUCCAUAUUGUUAUGGUGCCUAUGCUGUUUAGAUAUUCAAAGACAUUUAGACGUAACCUGGUAUUUUUAAACUUUGUACAAUGGCCUUUACACACAGACUUCGAAGAGCCUUCGUCCAGUGGGAUCGAUGGUGGUCGAAAUUUCACUAUCGAAUACCAUUCGAAAGUGGAUAAUUGUCCUAUUAGAAUUGGAAUAUGGCACAUCUUACCAAAAUCAGUGUACGAGAGACAUAGGAAUAAGUUUGAAGCAAAUACAGACAAAGAACAAUUGAACAAACUGAUGGAUGAAGAGCUGGUCAAUUCCAAGACACCAAUCAUGCUGUACUGUCAUGGUAACUCAAAUUCACGCGCCACGACACACAGACUUGAGCUGUACAAGUUCUUCCAGAGAAUGGAGUAUCACACUAUUGCAUUUGACUAUAGAGGUUACGGCGACUCGACAAAAGUGAAACCUUCAGAGAACGGAGUGGUGGAGGAUGCACUUGUUGUCUACGAGUGGUUGAACUCAACGGUGGAUAAGGGAAGCACCAAACCUGAUAUAUUUGUAUGGGGACACUCUUUAGGUACCGGUAUAUCUUCACACAUGCUGGGCGCACUGGAGCGGCUAUCAAGCACUCUACUGGAGCGGCAUACCUCGCUGCCUCUGCCCAAAGGUCUAAUACUCGAAGCACCCUUCAACAACCUGGCUGACGAAGUCAAAUAUCACCCGCUUGGAAAGCUGGUGCGCUGGCUGCCGUACCACGAGGCCACGUUCCUGGCGCCGUUCCGCUCGGCGGCCGAGCCCACGUUCCGCUCGGACGAGCACCUGCGCCGCGCGCGCGCGCUGCCCGUGCUCAUCCUGCACGCGCGCGACGACCGCGUCGUGCCCUUCGUCGUCGGCUGGAAGCUAUACAAAUCUAUACUGGCAUCUCGCUCUGAGGGCGGGGCGACCGUGAAAUUGCAUGAGUACGAUAAAAAGGAAAACCUUGGCCAUAUAUGGAUAUGUCAUGCUGAUGAUCUAUCAGAAGUGGUAGGGGAAUUCGUUGACGGUCAUCGAUGAAUCAGUUGGGAAACAACGCAGUUUCGGAAGCAAUUCGUGACCCUUAGUCAUGAGAGACUGUGACGUGUACGUUCGCUAGUUAUUGCAUUAAAAUUAUGUAUUUGUUUGUAAAUUAGUAGAAUUAUGGUCCAUGAGACGUUGAGCUACUUGGCAAGCUAAGGGGUCGCUCACACUGCUUUACAUUUUAGAUUAAUUGAUAUAAAGAUCAAUAAAAUAUGGUAAUAGAUUUUAUUAUUUGUACAUUAUGUACUUAAAAAGUUUAAUAUCGCACUCAACUGGAAGCGUUUCAAAAAUGUGAUUCCUUAACAAGUGAAAAUACGAUAGAUACAUUUUCGCUAGUGCACUCACGAGUAAAAACAGAACGCUGGACGUUGAUUUCUAUUUUCAUCACAAGCACAUUGUAGCGAUGAUGUGUCUAUUGAUAAUUUGCCAUUUGUGUAGAAUCUUGAGCAUUUACUGAAGUAACAAAAGGACAGGACGCUGGACGUUGAUGUCUUUUUUAUUUUUAUUUAUUUAUUUAUUUAUUUAACUCUUUAUUGCACCAUAAAUAAAAAUAUACAAUGACAAGUGAAUAAUUCAAGUGAAAUACAGUAACAUAAAUACAAAAUGAAAUAUACACUUGAAUAAAAAUAUACACUUGAAUAUACACUUGAAAAAAAAUGAAAUAUACACAUGAAAUAUAUAUAUAUAUAUAUAUAUAUAUAUAUAUAUAUAUAUAUAUAUAUAUAUAUAUAUAUAUAUAUAUAUAUAUAUAUAUAUAUAUAUAUAUAUAUAUAUCAAAUAAUAAUAUAUAUCAAACGAUACCGAUAUUACCCAUGCCUAGUAGAAAGGUUACAUCUUGUACAUGAGUUUAAUAUUUACAUGUAUUUAUUUAAUUUUAUUAACUUUAAAAUUGACAUUGAAAUCGUAUUGAAAACUCAACCGCUCCCCUAGCGGAUCGUGUCAGAAACUUACACAAGUUUUAAACAAUGUUGCCAACUCAAUGUCGAAUCGGGCUAAAUUGUAUUUAAAAAGAGCUAAGUUGGCAACACUGAACGUAGACGUUAUUGCAAAUACGUAAAUCAGAGCUAAAUUCACAUUGAAAUCCAGAUAAUUAUUCAAUAAGUUAUAAGAAGAGGAAAAAUGUUUAGACGUAACAGUAUGUAGGUACUUGCAAAUGUCUCUGUGUGUGUAUGUGUUAUGAACACUUUUUUUUAUUACAACCGUUAUUUUAUUUGAUGGCUAGUAAAUUUAGAAUUUAAUUUAUUUAUUUAUUAUGUAUUUCUAUGACAUUUUUUAUAUGAUGUCAUAGUUGGUGAUAUCGCAAUCACAAGCAUGAUUAUUAUAAGGGGGUAAAUACAUAUAAUUAUGUAUAUUUGAAGUCACAAAUCUUUUUUUUUUUAUUUAUUUAUUGUUACAAUUUAAAACAUUUAUUUAGAUUAUAAGACUGAUACCAUGAAAUGGUAUCUAUAUUUUAAUCGUGUAUAAUUAAGCAAUAUCAGAAUUAAUAUCCACUUAAGUGUUCCUUAACUGGGUCUUAAAGUCCCAGUUGAAAAAAUUAAGUCACAGUUUACAGAGUCAAACCUCAUCAACAGAAUCAAAAGGCAGUUAACAAAGUUAAGUCCCAGUUAAACAAAAUUAAGAUUCAGUUAACAUACUCUUCAUUAAAACUCAGUUAACAAAUUUAAGUCCUUGUUUAAAAAUUUAAGUCCCAGUUAUUAAAUUAAGAUCCAGAUAAUAUAUUCUUAAUUAAAACUCAGUUAAAAAAUUUAAGUCCUUGUUUAAAAAUUUAAGUCCCAGUUUAUAAAUUUAAGUACCAGUUAACAAAAUUGAGAUCCAGUUAAUAUACUCUUAAUUAAGACUCAGUUAACAAAAUUAAGUCCCAGUUAACAAAAUUAAGUCUCAGUUAACAAAAUUAAGUCCUAGUUAACAAAUUUAAGUACCAGUUAACAAAAUUAAGAUUCAGUUAAUAUACUCUUAAUAAUGGCUCAGCUAACAAAAGUAAGUCCCAGUUAAUUAUAAUUAAGACUCAGUUAAUAAAAUUAAAACUAACCGGUUCUUGAUUUUGUUAAGUGACAAUGUUAAGAUCCAUUUGACAUAAUAAACAACCGGUUAUAAAAUUAAGCCUUAUUUAACAGAAUCGAGAUGCCUUAAUGGUGGCCAUUUUAUAUGCAAGACAAGUGACAAGUACAUGUGUAAACUUUAAAACUGCACAACUGUGAUUUUCGAGGGACCCCUAGCGUAUUGUGAUAAUAUAUGUUGCUUUUUAUAUUUUUUAUUUAUUUUAUUUUUUAAAAUGUAGUUAAUAAAUAUUUUAUAUUAUAUAAA
Molecule: messenger RNA, 3750 nt
Organism: Galleria mellonella (greater wax moth)
Lineage: Eukaryota; Metazoa; Arthropoda; Insecta; Lepidoptera; Pyralidae
Product: lysophosphatidylserine lipase ABHD12
Exons: 10
Coding region: 313-1443 (376 amino acids)
Biological process (GO): phosphatidylserine catabolic process; monoacylglycerol catabolic process
Cellular component (GO): endoplasmic reticulum membrane
Molecular function (GO): phosphatidylcholine lysophospholipase A1 activity; monoacylglycerol lipase activity
Source: RefSeq, a predicted model, not a curated record